AUGGCCGAUUCCGAGCAGAAGCCCCAGGAGCAGCAGGCUCAGGCCGCCCAGGGGGACCAGCCCGCCGCCCCUGCCGGUCCCUCCAAGAGCGCUCUCAAGAAGGCUGAGAAGCAGGCCAAGAUGGCCGCCGAUAAGGCUGCAAAGGCCGCCAAACAGGCCUCGCUCCCCGUCGUUGGUGGCAAGAAGACGGACGACAUCAUCGGCAUCACCGUCUCCAAGAGCGAGGACUUCUCUGCUUGGUACCAGGAGGUCGUCCUCAAGGCCGAGAUGGUCGAGUACUACAACGAGAUUGCCGGCUUUUUUAUCUUGCGCCCCGCCUCCAUGUACAUCUGGAGCGCCAUUCGCAAGUGGUUCUCCGACAAGAUCGAGCUCAUGGGUGUCGAGGAGACGAGCUUCCCCAUUUUCCUGUCGUCCAAGUCGCUGGAGAAGGAGAAGGACCACGUCGAGGGAUUCGCCCCUGAGCUGGCCUGGGUUACCAAGGCUGGCGACAAGGACCUCGAGGUUCCCGUGGCCGUCCGCCCUACCUCCGAAGCCGUCAUGUACCCCUACUACUCCAAGUGGAUCCGAAGCCAUCGCGACCUCCCUCUCCGUCUGAACCAGUGGAACUCGGUCGUCCGCUGGGAAGCCAAGCAGACCACCCCCUUCCUGCGCACCAGGGAGUUCCUGUGGCAAGAGGGUCACACAGCGCAUCUGACGGAGGAGCUCGCCGGCAAGGAGGUUCUUGAGAUUCUCGAGCUCUACGCUGGUGUGUACGAGCAGCUCCUCGCUGUCCCCGUCGUUCGCGGAACGAAGACGGAGAACGAGAAGUUUGCUGGUGGUUUCUAUACUACCACCGUCGAGGGCUACAUCCCAUCCAACGGCCGUGGCAUCCAGGGUGCCACGUCUCACUGCUUGGGCCAGAACUUCAGCAAGAUGUUUGACAUUACUGUGGAGGACCCCGUCAACAAGGGCAACCACAUUCACGUCUGGCAAAACUCGUGGGGUCUGUCGACUCGUGUCAUCGGUGUCAUGGUCAUGAUCCACGGUGACGACAAGGGUCUUGUUCUGCCCCCUCGCAUCGCCAAGAUUCAGGCCAUUGUCAUCCCCGUAGGCAUCACGGCCAAGUUGGCCGCCGAGGACCGCAAGAAGCUCGAGGAGGGCGUCGAGGACAUCCGCCACCCGCUGAAGAAGGCCGGUGUGCGCACCGAGUCCGACCACCGGUGCUACACCCCCGCCUGGAGUUCAACGACUGGAGCUGCGCGGUCCCCCGAGCUGCUCGAGACGAUCCAGUCCGACCUCUACACCAAGGCUGAGAAGUCCUUCCGCGAGCACCGCCUCAAGCUGACCAACUGGGACGAGGUUGUCCCCGCUCUUGAUGCCAAGAAUGUUGUCAUCAUUCCCUUCUGCCUUGACGGCAAGUGCGAGGACCGCAUCAAGGAGAUGACCACAAACUCGAGCCCUGAGAAUGAGGCUCUUCCCGAGGGCAAGCGUGCUCCCACAAUGGGCAUGAAGAGUCUCUGCAUUCCCUUUGAGCAGCCCGAGGGGCUCGUCGAGGGCGAGACCAAGUGUCUCAACCCCGAGUGCUCCAGUCACGCCAAGAAGUGGGUCAUGUUCGGCAGGAGCUACUAA
Verticillium alfalfae VaMs.102 is the source of this 1608-nucleotide messenger RNA. RefSeq names its product bifunctional aminoacyl-tRNA synthetase. Gene Ontology annotation, molecular function: ATP binding; proline-tRNA ligase activity. Lineage: Eukaryota; Fungi; Ascomycota; Sordariomycetes; Glomerellales; Plectosphaerellaceae. The record is from RefSeq and is a predicted model, not a curated record. Gene Ontology annotation, cellular component: aminoacyl-tRNA synthetase multienzyme complex; cytoplasm. Gene Ontology annotation, biological process: prolyl-tRNA aminoacylation. The transcript is spliced from 3 exons. Bases 1 to 1608 code for a protein of 535 amino acids.